Ctenopharyngodon idella (grass carp) is the source of this 2500-nucleotide messenger RNA. It is a transcript of the gene arl14, whose product is annotated as ADP-ribosylation factor-like 14. Bases 1351 to 1953 code for a protein of 200 amino acids. Lineage: Eukaryota; Metazoa; Chordata; Actinopteri; Cypriniformes; Xenocyprididae. Gene Ontology annotation, cellular component: cytoplasm. Gene Ontology annotation, molecular function: GTP binding; GTPase activity. Gene Ontology annotation, biological process: intracellular protein transport; vesicle-mediated transport. The transcript has a single exon. The record is from RefSeq and is a predicted model, not a curated record.
ACAACAGGGACCAGGUGUAAAGCCUCAGAAUAGCACCAGCAUUGUGGAAUCCAGUAUUUAAGGCCCAUAUGACUCGUGCCUGUUGUCACUGAGUAAGCUUUCUGUAAAUCUCCCCCUACACACUCUUACUGGAUCUGACACCCAGUAGUUAAGAGGCCGUAACGUAUAAAUGUAAAGGUCUACGCUCCGUUUUGGCACCGAGUUUACAAGACGCGCAACGGCCUACUUUUCAAGGAUUUUUCCAAGCGCAGCCGGAGCACAAUAAUGGGUCAGUGCAGUUCAAGGACAUCCGAGCAGUUUAACGACUUCACGUCACUUACAACUAUAAAGUUGUGUGAAAAACGCACUCCCGGCAUUUCGCAAGGGAAAUGGCGGUCGGACGUCUUUCCGAAUGAAGCGGCAGCGGACAGACGGCGCCGCGGCUGCAGUAGUCACGAAGACUGCUCUGGACUGGUUUUUGUGGAAGAUACAACAGGCGGGGUGUGGAUAGAUAAAACCCUCGGAAGACAAAGGUGAGCCUGUGGAUGUGAAGUUAUGGUCGCUGUUGUUCUUGUUUCUCCCUGAAAUCUAUACUGAGGAUUUCUAAAGGUGACGCCACAGUCAUCCAGUGCUGGAAGAAGUAUCUGGAAAGCUUGGGAUGGUGUUUAAUAGGAUCCCUGAAUGUCUGAGGGAGACAUACCACACUUUUUUUGGUUCCCAUUUACUGGAAUGAAAAGAUUGAAACAUAUUUAUUUGAAGACUUUUUCCAAGACAUUUAUCAUCAAAUAUAUAUUUAAACAGUCUGCUUAUGACUUCCUGCCAGGUCAUGGUUAUGCAUGUGGUCAGCUGAUAAAUGUAAUGGGAAGCCCAUACUUAUUUCUUUAAACUUAUGGUCACGUCCCAGUCUUCGGGCAGCUUAACUGAGAACUUAUAAAUGUUUAUUUUAUUUCAUUUAUGUUUUAUUUUUAUUUAUUUUCGAGUUCAAGUUCCUAUGUACUUCAUGUAUGUCAGUUAACAUCUUUACUUUCUUUUGGAUCUUAAACUAAACAGUGAAAGAUUUUGUUGAACAUGAGAUUCUAUGACAAUUAUAUAUUUUUUUAUUUAAUCAUGGAAUAUUUUAUUCAGUUUAAAUAUGUACAAUAUUUAAAUGUUUUGUACAGAGAUUAAUUCCACAAGACACCUUUCAGGCAUUCUUAGCAUAUCAUUUGGGAGGUGUCCUGUGAUACUUUGACCCAAUAAUCAUACAGCUCUAUGUAGAUAAGCAAGAUAUAAUACAUCACUGAGUAACGCAGACACCAUCUUAAGUAAACUCACAUUUGCUAAGAGAAGACUAUAAGAAACUUUGGUGUUUGUGAACAUCAGACAUUUACAAUGGGCCAUUCAGGAUCCAAACACAAACCUGAAGCUCGUAUCCUCCUCCUAGGGCUUGACGGAGCUGGAAAAUCAACUCUUCUUUACAAACUAAAAUACAAUGAGGACUUCCACACAGUUCCUACAAUUGGAUUCAAUGUAGAAAUGAUCGAAGCCAAGAAGAACAGGGACAAAAUCAUCCUGACAGUGUGGGACGUAGGUGGUCAGAUAAAGAUGCGAGCGCACUGGAAGAAUUUUUACCAAGACACAGCUGGAAUUGUGUUCGUCGUGGACUCUUCUGACAUUAAGCGUCUGGACGAGGCCAAGGGCAUCCUGGAGCACACCUUAAAGAGUGAGCACCUCAGGGGACUCCCGGUGGUGGUUUUUGCCAACAAGCAAGAUAUUGUAGGAGCUGCUACAGUAACAGAGAUCACAGGGCAGUUUAACCUGAGAAAGAGCUGCAAUGAACGAGACUGGUUCAUUCAGCCGUGUUCGGCGCUGACUGGAGCAGGUUUGGUGGAUGGCUUCAGGCGAAUGGCGCACCUGGUGAAAAAAACACCUGAGGACAAUAACAUCAAAGAGACUGUGAAGUAUAUUAGAUCAAAAUCUGUUAUUAAGAAAUAGCCCACAUGGUAAAUUAUUAAACACUUUUACGGAAGGUUGUGUAUACUAUCCGACUAAAUACAGUUGGACAGUUCAUCAUGUGCAAUCCUAAUGUUUAAAUGAAUAAUGACAUGCAAGAUACUGAAAGCUACCUUGAGUUAUGAUUCAGAAAUUCAUGAAUAUAGUAACCAAGCCUUUGAAGUAGAUAAAGAUAAAAACAUUUGUAAAGAAAUAAAUGCCCAUGCGAACAUCAAAACCUGUUAACCACACUUACAGAACAUUACAUCAUACUAAUGUUCAGUUGUGAUCUGAAUGAGAAAUUGAGUUAAAAGGCACCAUAAAAGGUGGUAAUGUUACUUUAAGUUAUAAUUCAUUAAUAUAUUUAUUGAUAUCUGCUGUGAAGUAUGUUUCAUGUUAUUUAAAGUUUUUUUUUCUUUAAGAACUCAAUGUAAAUCAUACUAAAUAUGGUUCGCAAUCAUGUGAACUGAAUGAGAAAUUGAGUUAAAAACCAUAAGAUGUGCUAAAUGUUACCUUGACUUAUUUCAAAAAGUUCUUAAUACUGUAUAUG